Molecule: messenger RNA, 1132 nt
Organism: Pneumocystis carinii B80
Lineage: Eukaryota; Fungi; Ascomycota; Pneumocystomycetes; Pneumocystales; Pneumocystaceae
Exons: 5
Coding region: 47-1087 (346 amino acids)
Source: RefSeq, a predicted model, not a curated record
AUUCGUAUACUUUAUUAAUAACGUUACACCCACCGAAAACAAAAAUAUGAUAAAAAUAGACAAUAGUUCAUUAGAAAAACUUAAAGAGCAAGAUCAUAUAAAUAUAAACAAUGAAUCUAUAAACAAUACUAUAGCAUUACAAACAGAUAAAGAAAUAAACAAGAAAGCUAAUAGCUUAAUCGAUCAAAAAAGAAAACUGAAUAUAGAAGAAUUAGAAAAUGAUUCAUCAGAAGCAGUACAACCAUCUACAAACACCCUAAAACGCAGAAGAAUAGAUUUAUGGGAUAUAAAACAGUUACUAGAGUAUCCUAAAAACAAAGCAAUAUCAACGAAUUUAGAUAUGUAUGACACAUACGAUUCAUCAGACUAUAAACAGAAACAAACAGAAUAUCUUUCAAUAUUACCAACUAUUGACAAAAUAAUGAAAACAGAAGAAGAAAUAGAACAUGCUAUAACAAACGGUUUUUUUGAAAACAACCUUUUUCUUCAAGAUUUUAUAAGAGAAUUUCAGGACAAUUUUAACGGAAGAUACGAGGAGAGUGGAGCAAAGAAUACAUUUGAAUCACGGAGAUAUCGUUCAGAUAGUCGAAUAGAUGGUUAUAGGGAUGUCCAAUAUGAACAUCAUUCUAGUCAAAAACAACAAAAAGUGUCAGCAGAGUUAAGAGCAGGAGAGGCAACGACAUUAAAAUUACCGCAGAUGGCGGAGAUGGGUCUAUUUGUAUUAGGAGAUAUCUGGAAAUAUAGCAGAACUCUUGGUUUUAAACAAAGAGGAAAAGGAAGAGAAAAAAUUGAAAUCAGAAAAGAUUUACAGCUAACAGGAAUUGAUGAAUCAACUCAUUCUUUAACAUUUUUAUGCCCAAGCUCUACUAAUAUAUAUUUUAUAAAAGGAGAUCCAGGGAUUUCUAUUAGUAAUAUUACUACACCAACAAUGCUAGAAACGCAGAUUCUUGAUAUAGAUGGACGUACUGCGCAUUCAGAAAGACCCAAUGGGAAUGCAUGGAAAAGCAUUCGAGUACAGCGUUGCGGUCGAGAUAUGGGCACUUUGUUUGAAGUCAGAAUGAAAGCAUUCGAUUUAUAUGGUGUAUAAUUUUUUAUUAUUACACCUAAUAUUAUUAUCAAAUCAUUCCGAAAC